Messenger RNA from Lodderomyces jiufengensis, 2292 nucleotides. It is a transcript of the gene NUP84, whose product is annotated as Nup84p. Gene Ontology annotation, cellular component: nuclear pore outer ring; nuclear pore. Gene Ontology annotation, biological process: regulation of DNA-templated transcription; mRNA export from nucleus; post-transcriptional tethering of RNA polymerase II gene DNA at nuclear periphery. NCBI's taxonomy places the organism in Eukaryota, Fungi, Ascomycota, Pichiomycetes, Serinales, Debaryomycetaceae. The transcript has a single exon. The record is from RefSeq and is a predicted model, not a curated record. Gene Ontology annotation, molecular function: structural constituent of nuclear pore. Bases 1 to 2292 code for a protein of 763 amino acids.
AUGGAUGAAGCUUUGGUGAAGUAUGACGAUGAAGUGAGUGUUGAAACUCAAUUCGCGAAAGCGUUGGAAGAUUAUCAAUUAUCCUUGAAUACAGUUAACAAUAACAAUAAUAAUAAUAAUAAUAACAAUAACACAACCAGUUUAAGUGAUGAUCAAAUGGAUCAGGAUAAUGUACAGCAAGCUAUACCUCAAGAUUUUAUAAGAGUUUUUAGCGAUAUCACAGCAAAAAGAGCAUUGGAUAUCAAAACUGAAAAUAUUAAUGAUGAAGAAGAUACAUACGUAGAAGAGGAAUUUGAACAUUGGGAUUUAGAGACAAAAUUAUGGAGAUUAGUUGAAAAUUUGUAUUAUUCAAGAGUAUAUCAGAGAGAAUCAUUUGCAAGUAAAAAUGAAAUGCACAAAUCAGAUUUAUUAGUAAUUUUAGAUUGGAUACAAUUUAACUCAACUAUAGAACCAAUUCCAAAUGGAGAUGAUGAAGAAUCAUUAAAACUUCGAAACAAAUGGGCAAACACUAGAAUAUCACUCAGUACAUCAGCAUAUAGCUCGCUAGCUGGACACGAUAGUAAAGCAAAUUUAGUAGAAAAGUUAGAUGUUGAUGCACCUUUAAGAAGUAACAAAGAAAUAGAUCCAAAAGAUCAUGAAAUUGAUUCCAAGAAUUUUGAAAUUAUAUAUAAAUUGUUACUAAUUGGUGAGGUGAAAAGUGCAAUAGAUUAUGCAAAAGAUACAGAAAAUUUCUCAAUGGCUUUGAUAUUAGCUGGUGAACUAAACAUACGUAAUCAAGAGGAAGAAGAAGGUGAUAAAGCAAACUAUAACAAAGCUGUUUGGAUAAAAUUGGUGUAUAAUUUGUCAAAAAAUCCAAACAUCGGAUACUAUGAAAAAUUGAUUUACAAUUAUUUAAGUGGUGGUGAAAUAAGUGAAAAUCUAAAAUUAGCAUCAUAUUCAUAUGAAGAAUAUUUGAAUGUUUUAAUAAGUCAGUUGUUGAAUCACGACAUUUUAAAAGAUCAUAAAACUUCAGAAUUAAACGAUAUAGUGGUGCCUAAUCCACAAGUAAAUUCUUUAAAGGGAAUAUUAAAUAUUAUAUCAGAUGCAACUGGAACACAAGCGAGUGAAGAAAGUCGUCAUCCUAUAAGAAUUAUUACAGCAUCAGUCAUGAUAGAAGAAGUUCUGUCAAUUAUUGAAAGUUUGAAUGAAGAAACAAGUGAUGAUAUUUUGAGAAUUGUUACACAUCUUGCUAUAUUUUUAGCUCUCAUUGAACCAUUAGAAAAUCCAGAUCAAUUAAAUGCAAUUAUCACAUUAUACGUUUCCAGACUAGCUGAAAAUAAUCAAAAUGAUCUAAUACCAAUAUAUUUAUCAUUCAUACCUGAUGAAAAAGAUGCAAGAGAAAUAUAUUCAAUAAUACUUUCAUCAAUUACUGACAAACUGGAAAGAGCUAAACAAUUACAAAUUGCUAAAAGAAUUACUAAAACAAUGGGAAAUCAAGAUGAAUUGGUGGAAAUAGAUAAAGACCAAGACGAUAAACUUACCAAUGCUUUAAAGAGAACAGUAGAAAGAGUGAUUGAAGAAACAGCUCCAAAUUAUGAGCAAUCUGGACCUAUUUUAGUACAUGAUGAUGAUGAUUCCGAAAUUGAUGAAACAGAUUUGAGAUUAUAUUCAGCAGUUGAAUGGUUUUACGAAAAUAAAAUGUACGAAGAUGCGAUAAAAGCAACAAUAAUAGUCAUACGUCGUUUUUUAUUAAUGGGUAAAUUAUCAAGUUUGAAAAAAUUUGCAGAUGAUAAAAAUUUCAAAAAUUUAAUAUCAGAUUAUAAUUUACAAUGUUUGAGUAAUGAAGAUGAUAUAGAAUCUAUAACAGAAGAUAUGAAAAUUGAAUUAAUAAAUUAUUCAAAUUUUGUUGAAGGGUUAAAAUUAAUGAGUCAAUGGAGAAAAUUUGCAGCUGAAAAGAAUUCAUUUAAUGUAUCAAAUCUUGAAUUAUCUUUAAAUAAGACUAAUCAAUUAUUGACUGACUUAUUGAAUGACUGGCUUACAGAUUUGUCAGAUCCAAUGUUGAAAGAAUUCAGAAUACUUUAUAUUCCAUACAUAAUAUUGGAAUUGAUUACAAUAUAUCAGAAUGCAAGAUCUAAAGAUUGGAAAUAUAUAAAGUUAGCAUUUGAAUUAAUAAACAAAGUUGCUGAUGAUUCACAAAAUGACUUUUUACAAUGUUUCAAAUCAAGUGAUAGACUAAAAGAAUUUCUAUCAAAGAUUGGUGAAUUAUCUAUAAUUGCAAGUGAAGGAGGAUUAGAUACUUUAUAUUGUCUAUAA